GUUGCCGUGACGACUUCCUGCCCCUCCCCUGGGCUGGCGGGAGGGAAUAUAACCCCCGCUCGGCCCUCCCUCCUACAGAACUCCCUUCACCAUCCGAAUCCUCGACAUCGGUCUUUGAAGGAAAAAAGCUAACAAAAUGCGUGAGUGUAUCUCCAUACAUGUCGGCCAGGCCGGAGCCCAGAUGGGCAAUGCAUGCUGGGAGCUGUACUGUCUGGAGCACGGAAUCCAGCCGGACGGCCAGAUGCCCAGCGACAAGACCAUUGGUGGAGGAGACGACUCCUUCAACACCUUCUUCAGCGAGACUGGAGCAGGCAAACACGUCCCUCGUGCUGUCUUUGUGGACCUGGAGCCCACUGUCAUCGAUGAGGUGCGCACGGGAACUUACCGGCAGCUGUUCCACCCCGAGCAGCUCAUCACGGGCAAGGAGGACGCCGCCAACAACUACGCCCGCGGCCACUACACCAUCGGCAAGGAGAUCAUCGACCUGGUGCUCGACAGAACCCGCAAACUGGCUGACCAGUGCACAGGUCUGCAGGGCUUCCUGAUCUUCCACAGCUUCGGUGGAGGCACCGGCUCCGGCUUCACCUCCCUGCUGAUGGAGCGUCUGUCUGUCGACUACGGAAAGAAGUCCAAGCUCGAGUUUGCCGUCUACCCCGCCCCCCAGGUGUCCACCGCAGUGGUGGAGCCCUACAACUCCAUCCUGACCACCCAUACCACCCUGGAGCACUCCGACUGUGCCUUCAUGGUAGACAAUGAGGCCAUCUAUGACAUCUGCCGCAGAAACCUGGACAUCGAGCGCCCCACCUACACCAACCUCAACAGGCUGAUUGGCCAGAUUGUGUCCUCCAUCACUGCCUCACUCCGUUUCGAUGGUGCCCUGAAUGUGGACCUGACAGAGUUCCAGACCAACUUGGUGCCCUACCCUCGUAUCCACUUCCCCCUCGCCACCUACGCCCCAGUCAUCUCCGCAGAGAAGGCCUACCACGAGCAGCUGUCCGUUGCUGACAUCACCAACGCCUGCUUCGAGCCCGCCAACCAGAUGGUGAAGUGCGACCCUCGUCACGGCAAGUACAUGGCCUGCUGUCUGCUGUACCGUGGAGAUGUGGUGCCCAAAGACGUCAACUCCGCCAUCGCCACCAUCAAGACCAAGCGCACCAUCCAGUUCGUGGACUGGUGCCCCACUGGCUUCAAGGUGGGCAUCAACUACCAGCCCCCGACUGUGGUGCCCGGUGGUGACCUGGCCAAGGUGCAGAGGGCCGUGUGCAUGCUGAGCAACACCACCGCCAUCGCCGAGGCCUGGGCUCGUCUGGACCACAAGUUCGACCUGAUGUACGCCAAGCGCGCCUUCGUGCACUGGUACGUGGGAGAGGGCAUGGAGGAGGGCGAGUUCUCCGAGGCCAGAGAAGACAUGGCCGCCCUGGAGAAGGACUACGAGGAGGUCGGCACAGACAGCGUGGGUGAGGAAGACGAGGAGGGCGAGGAGUACUAAGAAGGGCCUUCAUCGUGUUGACCGCAGGCUUACCCAUCAGCCCCGACUGUAUUGGCUACUACUCCAUCUCCCCGACACCAACGACCACCCCAACCAGUAACCUCCAAUCUCGAUCUGAUGCCUCCGGCUCCCCAACAGCUGAUAUGUAAAAUGAGCACGGACUCCAUGUUGUCACUCGUCUCCAUGGGAACGCUGUGCAUCAAUGGAACGGGCUCCUGUGUCUAAAAGCACAUUCCUCUAAGCUAGAACAUUCCUACAGAAGGGUCAACGUUUUCAAUAAAAAAAAACAAAAUCUUAAAAAA
Molecule: messenger RNA, 1791 nt
Organism: Sardina pilchardus (European sardine)
Lineage: Eukaryota; Metazoa; Chordata; Actinopteri; Clupeiformes; Clupeidae
Product: tubulin alpha chain-like
Exons: 4
Coding region: 137-1489 (450 amino acids)
Biological process (GO): mitotic cell cycle; microtubule cytoskeleton organization
Cellular component (GO): cytoplasm; microtubule
Molecular function (GO): structural constituent of cytoskeleton; GTP binding
Source: RefSeq, a predicted model, not a curated record